Molecule: messenger RNA, 920 nt
Organism: Pelodiscus sinensis (Chinese soft-shelled turtle)
Lineage: Eukaryota; Metazoa; Chordata; Testudines; Trionychidae
Source: RefSeq, a predicted model, not a curated record
CCAUGGCUGCCAUCCGGAAGAAGCUGGUGAUCGUGGGGGAUGGGGCCUGCGGGAAGACCUGCCUGCUGAUCGUCUUCAGCAAGGACCAGUUCCCCGAGGUCUACGUGCCCACGGUCUUCGAGAACUACAUCGCCGACAUAGAAGUUGACGGCAAGCAGGUGGAGCUGGCCCUGUGGGACACGGCGGGGCAGGAGGACUAUGACCGGCUGCGGCCCCUCUCCUACCCGGACACGGACGUGAUCCUCAUGUGCUUCUCCAUCGACAGCCCGGACAGCUUAGAGAACAUCCCGGAGAAGUGGACGCCGGAAGUGAAACACUUCUGCCCCAACGUGCCCAUCAUCCUGGUGGGGAACAAGAAGGACCUGCGGAGUGACGAGCACACCCGCAGGGAGCUGGCCAAGAUGAAGCAGGAGCCCGUGAAGUCGGAGGAGGGGAGGGACAUGGCGAACAGGAUCAGCGCCUUUGGCUACCUGGAGUGCUCGGCCAAGACGAAGGAUGGUGUGCGGGAGGUCUUUGAGAUGGCCACGCGGGCUGGCUUGCAAGUCCGGAAAAACAAGAAGCGUAAAGGCUGCCCGCUCCUGUGAGGUGGCCGUGCCGGGAAGGAAGUGACUGCCAUCUGUACUGUAUCCGUCUGCCCCCCGCGGGCGUGUGGGGCAACACGCUUCUCACUCUGAGGACGUGCCUGGCCCCCCAGGGCCCUAGCCCCCACCUGCAGCACACACAGGGGUGUCUAGCGGUGCUGUCACCUGUGGACUGUCCUAAGCCGGUAGGAGCAUCUCUGGCAGACACCGCGGUUCUGUGAAGACCGUACAGUGCAUUUGAGUAGCUCUCCAUGCUGUAUCUCAGUCCCGCUUGGCACUAAUCCCUCCUCCCCGAUGCUCUGUUCAGAUUCUCUGCAAUAUUUAAUCUCUCUACCUUCA